Molecule: messenger RNA, 2661 nt
Organism: Penicillium antarcticum
Lineage: Eukaryota; Fungi; Ascomycota; Eurotiomycetes; Eurotiales; Aspergillaceae
Gene: exg2
Product: putative exo-beta-1,3-glucanase
Exons: 3
Coding region: 1-2661 (886 amino acids)
Biological process (GO): glucan catabolic process
Cellular component (GO): cell surface; extracellular region
Molecular function (GO): beta-glucosidase activity
Source: RefSeq, a predicted model, not a curated record
AUGCCAAGCCAAUCCCGCAGCAGGGACCGUCCCGAGCGACGAGACCGAGAUCGAGACCGGACACGCGACAAGGAACGCUCACGCCGUCGAGACCGCGAUAUCGAGCGCGAGCGCGAAUAUAUCCGCGGCCGCUACGAGGAGGCAGAUGAGGGUGCUACAACGUCUAGUCCUAGCAAUGCGCGCAAUGCGAAGUAUCGCUUCAGAGGGGAAUCAGGGAAUGAGUCUGCACGGGAUGUUGAUGACGAAUAUGACGCUGCUUAUGAGGAAGAACAAGCUAGACGGCGGGAGAGGAGGGAGAAGAGGAGGAGGAGACAGCGUGAGGAGGAAGAAUUGGAUGGGAGACGGAGGGAUAGGGAGAGGGAUAGAUCUAAGGCUAAGGAGUCGCCUGCUACGUCGCCUGUUAAAAGACGGGAUCGAGAGAGAGAUCGCGAUGGGUAUCGGAGGAGACGGGAUGAGAGUGCCAGUCCUGUCAAGGAUGUGAGGGAGCGCAGGAAUCGGGAUGUUGAUGUUGACUCUGAGGCCGAGGCUAGACGGCGGAGAAGGAGGGAGAGGGAGAGGGAGAGGGAGCGUGAACGGGAACGAGAGCGUGAGCUCGAUUGUGAGAUGGAGACUGAGGCUGCUGCUGUGCCUGCGAGCAAGCAUCGCAGUACUGAGUCUACUAGCAGUGCUUCACAUCUGCUGAGUAGGGAUGCCAUGGCGCGGCUAGCGGCUGAACAUGAUGCAGAAGACCGACGACAGCCGUCUCGCGAUCAAGAAGAUUCGCGCGACGAGCGACGGCGACAGCGAAAACGUGCUGCUCUUGCUAGAGGGGACGCAGCGGCGCUUGGUGCUGACGUUGCAGAGGGCCGGUCUCGUCAUAGACCUGGUGCUCGGGUUGUUUCUGGUGCCUAUCUCGAAGAGGGGCGCAGUCCUAAUGCGAGGGUUCGUCAUCGCGGCGGCGGCCCUCCUCCGGACGAGGACGAGCACUGGAAGGAAGAAGACAGCUGGGAGGGCAGCUAUUCCAGCGGUGGAGGACCGCCAGCCUGGAAGUUCUGGUCGAAUUGGUCGAAGAAGAAGCGCAUUGUGAUUGGAUGUUUGGUAGCUUUCGUGGUGUUGCUUGCUAUCAUCAUUCCCGUUGCUCUUGUUGUUUCGAAAAAGAACAGUUCGGAUGCAGACGCAGGCUCUGGCUCUAGCUCUUCUGGCUCUGGGGGUCCUUCCAACUCCAAUUUGGAUAGUAUCAGCCGUGACAGUAUUCCGAGCUACGCAAAGGGUACUGUCCUGGAUCCGUUUACUUGGUACGACACAAACGGCUUCAAUGUCACCUUCACAAACGCCACAGUGGGUGAUCUUUCUCUUAUGGGGAUCAACUCAACUUGGGAUGACUCUACCCGAGCAAAUGACAACGUGCCUCCUCUUAAUGAAGCAUUUCCCUAUGGUUCCCAACCUAUCCGCGGAGUCAACAUUGGUGGAUGGCUGUCAAUUGAACCCUUCAUCGUACCUUCUUUGUUCAGCAAGUGGUCAUCUAGUGAUGGGAUCAUCGAUGAAUACACCUUGAGCAAGAAGCUGGGCAGCUCGGCAGCAACCACGAUUGAAAAGCAUUACGCUACAUUCAUAACUGAGUCUGACUUUCAGGAGAUCAAGGAGGCUGGACUGGACCACGUUCGUAUUCAGUACUCUUAUUGGGCCGUGAAGACGUACGAUGACGACCCAUACGUUGCCAAAAUCUCGUGGCGCUACCUCUUGCGUGCCAUCGAAUAUUGCCGCAAAUAUGGAUUGCGCGUGAAGCUUGAUAUUCACGGACUUCCUGGUAGCCAGAACGGUUGGAACCAUAGUGGUCGCCAGGGCAAUAUCGACUGGAUCGACGGCACAAACGGCGCGCUCAACCGGAAGCGAUCACUUGAAAUUCAUAACCAGCUGUCCAAGUUCUUCGCUCAGGAUCGGUACAAGAAUGUGGUGACCAUCUAUGGCCUCGUGAACGAGCCUUUGAUGCUGACCUUGCCCGUUGAAAAAGUCCUGAACUGGACUCAAGAGGCUGCAACGCUCGUCCGCAAUAAUGGUAUCAAUGCUACUAUUGUUCUGCAUGAUGGCUUCCUGAACCUUGACAAGUGGGAUAACAUGUUCAAAAACGGCCCCGAUAACAUGUACCUCGAUACCCACCAGUACACUACCUUCAACACAGGUGAAAUUGUGCUGAACCAUACCGCCAAGGUGGAAAUCAUCUGCAAUAACUGGUCCCCCAUGCUCUCGAAUAUUAACUCGACAAGUUCUGGAUGGGGUCCUACUAUUUGUGGCGAAUGGUCUCAAGCCGACACGGACUGUGGCCAAUACGUCAACAACGUCGGCCGUGGUACGCGCUGGGAAGGGACAUACGACACGAGCGACUCUACAGCAUAUUGCCCAACCGCCGAUCAAGGAACCUGCAGCUGCUCCGGUGCAAACAAAGGCCCGUCUGAGUUUUCGGACACGUACAAAAAGUUCCUGUUGACAUAUGCAGAGGCACAGAUGUCUGCUUUUGAGACAGCCAUGGGAUGGUUCUACUGGACAUGGCGCACCGAGUCCGCAGCACAGUGGAGUUACCGCACAGCAUGGAAGAAUGGCUACAUGCCCAGCAAGGCAUACUCGCCAUCCUUCAAAUGCGGUGAUACAGUCCCCGACUUCACUGACCUGCCGGAGUAUUACUGA